Knipowitschia caucasica is the source of this 858-nucleotide messenger RNA. The record is from the annotation of a GenBank genome assembly. NCBI's taxonomy places the organism in Eukaryota, Metazoa, Chordata, Actinopteri, Gobiiformes, Gobiidae.
AUGGCCAUCCUUGCCCCGGGUAAUGGCCAGGUGGCUUUCCUGAACGGACACCUUGCAAUCAUGGCUGCUGGAGGGCAAAUGACUUCGUUGGGUGGGUCUGGGGGACAGGUGUUGGGUGGGUCUGGGGGACAGGUGAGCUCGUGGCGUGGGUCUGGGGGACAGGUGAGUUCGUUGCGUGGGUCUGGGCAGCAGGUGGCCUCAUUUUUUGGUCCUGGUGGGGCGCAGGUGGCCACAUUAGUUGGCAACGAAGGGGGGCAAGUGGCCACAAUAGUUGGCAACGAAGGGGGACAGGUGGCCACUGUGGUUGGCAGCCAGACAGACUCUUUUGUUCAUUUGCAAAGCAAUGGAGUGGAAGCAGAAGCAGUGCAAAAAGUGGUUCAAGAGUAUGUCCACAAUCUGUCUCACCAUGAGCACACUGAGUUAAAGGGGCAAAAUGUGAACAAGACGAGCUCCGGCGCUAAGAACAAAGGUCUAAGCUGCAACUCCACCCUCGCCGACGCCGGCCGCAACUCCUCCCUCGCCGACGCCGGCCGCAACUCCUCCCUCGCCGACGCUGGCCGCAACUCCUCCCUCGCCGACGCUGGCCGCAACUCCUCUGGCCGCAACUCCUCCCUCGCCGACGCUGGCCGCAACUCCUCCCUCGCCGACGCUGGCCGCAACUCCACCCUCGCCGACGCUGGCCGCAACUCCACCCUCGCCGACGCUGGCCGCAACUCCACCCUCGCCGACGCUGGCCGCAACUCCACCCUCGCCGACGCUGGCCGCAACUCCACCCUCGCCGACGCUGGCCGCAACUCCACCCUCGCCGACGCUGGCCGCAACUCCACCCUAAAAGUGAUAGUUUUUCAGUUACCCUAA